AUGCCUGAUGACGGCGGCAUUGAAUAUUUCAAUACAAUAGUCGUUCAGCCCCAUCUGAAAUUAGUCACAAAUCAAGGCAAAGGAUUUCACAUCAGAUGCCGUUACGCGACCAGAAAUAAUUCAGCCUACAAUGAGGCUCUAAAAAUGGAUCCAACCAAUUCACCUUCGAAUCCUGUAACGGCAAUGGCUACCAUGCCCGGGUGCAGCAUGAAGAUUUAUUCCGGAGAGCCAUCCGAUCAUUUGGUGGCAGAAAACGUAAAGAUAGGAGAUCCUCUGAGCUUGGUUGUGGCCAUAGACGAGCAGGAUUUAUAUGGAAUACGGGUUACAGAUUGUGUAGUAAAGGAUGGUCUGGGAUGGGGCGAACAAAAACUGAUCGACUCAGAUGGCUGUCCAACCGAUCCAGAAAUAAUGGGGAUUUUGUUGCAUAAUAACCAGCCCACAUAUCGAUCCAGGUCCCCAUUUACCGUAGACUCAAUUGUCGAUUCGUCAUCUCCACUAUAA
Molecule: messenger RNA, 501 nt
Organism: Sitophilus oryzae (rice weevil)
Lineage: Eukaryota; Metazoa; Arthropoda; Insecta; Coleoptera; Curculionidae
Exons: 5
Coding region: 1-501 (166 amino acids)
Source: RefSeq, a predicted model, not a curated record